CGCUCUACGUUAACUAGGCUUUCUUGAAGCACUGAAUAGGCGUGCGUGCAGGGUGACCACAAUGAUGUGGGAUCGCAUUCCCUCCGCCUCCCAGAGAGAGAGCGAGCGAGAGCAGUCACAUGCAGAGAGGAGCCGGGACGAGAGACAGAACAGAGGAGAGCUGUCAAGCUGCGAGGAGGCAGUGGAGAGACCACUUAGUUUUUUUCCUUGGAAUACAUCUUUGCCUGCCAUCUCCUAAGCACACACACAGACACACACGUGAAUAUAAACUCGCAAACACACAGAUGGUGAAGUGUGUGAGUGAGGCUGUUACCUCCUAACUAGGAGCGCUGCAAUAUUGUAAGGAGCUGGACUUACUGAAGGCUGACACACUUGGACUGUACGAGUGUUUGGAUGCAGCAGGUUAGAGCGCUUUAACAGUAUAACACUUUGAAGUGGAGGAUGUGUUGGACUGUGAUAGUGCUCACUCUCGCCCACCUCGGGGCUUCUCUGUCAGGAGCAUGGAGAGCAUCUCAACCAAGGCUUCAGUUCACACACUCAGAGCUGAUCCAGAAUGGCCGCCUCCUGACGCUGCCUGUAUUAGCCGGAGACCUGCAAUCCAUGCUCCCUGACGAAGAUGGGAAGCAUCUGUAUGUGGCCAUGAAAGAUAACCUGCUGUCUACCAGUCUGGACGACAUAACACAGAACCCACGCAAGCUCUACUGGCCAGCCAGUCCAGACCGGGUCCAAGAGUGUCUCAUGGCUGGGAAAGAUCCAGAGUUGGAGUGUGCUAACUUCCUGCGAGUCCUGCAGCCUUUUAAUCAGACUCACCUGUACGUGUGUGGAACUGGAGCCUUCAACCCCCGCUGUGCUUUCAUAGCGACCAGCGUCUUCCAACAGUCAGAGCACCAGACGCUCUCCUACGGCCAGACAGAGUGUGGGAAGGGGAAAUGUCCUUAUGACCCUUUCCAGAAAACCGCCUCUGCUGUUGUUGACGGGGAGCUGUAUGCUGGGAUCACCUCAGACUUCAUGAGCCGAGACUCUGCCUUCUUUCGUAGUCUUGGCAGUCGCCACGUCCUCCGCACUGAACAGUACGACUCCACCUGGCUGCAGGAUGCCCAGUUUGUGCGGGUAGCGCCACUGUCUGAAACUGAUAACCCAGAGGAUGAUAAGGUUUACGUGUUUUUCACUGAGCGUGCUCAAGAAGCGGAAGGAGCUGCAGGAAAGGUGCUCUACUCUAGAGUGGCACGCGUCUGCAAGAAUGACAUUGGAGGCCAGAGGAGUUUAGUUAACAAGUGGAGUACCUUCCAGAAAGCUCGUUUGGUGUGUUCAGUCCCAGGACCUGACAGCCUACAGACCCACUUCGAUCAGCUGCAGGACAUCUACAUCCUCCAUGGAAAAGACAAGAAGAACCCUCUCAUCUAUGGACUGUUUACCACCUCCAGUGAUAUUCUGAACGGUUCAGCCGUGUGUGUUUACCGAAUGGAGGAUGUCGUUCGGGCUUUCAAGGGAAACUUCCUGCACAAAGAAGGGCCUCAGUAUAAGUGGGCGGAGUUUACAGGCAAGAUGCCGUACCCUCGACCUGGAACUUGUCCCAGCAGUACUUAUGGAAGCUACAGCUCGACCAGAGAGUAUCCUGAUGACGUCAUCUUCUUCAGCCGGACUCACCCACUGUUACAGGAAAAUGUGCUGCCCCUGGGAGAGCGCCCCCUCCUGGUUAGAGUGGGCGUGCACUACAAGUUUAGCAAGCUGCUUGUGGACAGGGUGGAGGCUGUGGAUGGCACCUAUGACGUCCUGUUCAUCGGCACAGACACAGGUCUGGUGUUGAAGGCCAUCCAUCUCCCCAGAGAACACGAUCAGGGGCAGGAGAUUACUCUGGAGCAGCUGCAGGUCUUUCAGCACAAAUCACCAGUGACAGCCAUGACACUCUCAAAGAAAAAGCAGUGGUUGUUUGUGGGCUCCAGGGAGGGUGUGUCCCAGCUGGCCCUGUACCAGUGUGAGCUGUACGGCCAGGCCUGUGCAGAGUGUUGCCUGGCCAGAGAUCCCUACUGCACCUGGGACGGCCACGCCUGCAGCCCCUACAUGCCCACCGUGCGCAGGAGGAAUGCUCGUCAUUUAGGGGAGGAUGAGGAUCCUCUCACUCAGUGUGUGAGGCAGGGAGCCGGACUGCAGGUGGAGGCGGAGCAGAGGUUGAUGAUGGUUGCAGAGGGUAACAGUACGUACCUGGAGUGUUUGCCUCGAUCCAGACACGCUGCUGUUACCUGGUACAAGCAGGCUGGAGUGAACAGCCCUGAACUAAACCAGGUGGUAACCGGGGACCAGACGGUGGUGAUCGAGCGCGGCGUCCUGAUUCGUCGGGCUGAGCUGUCUCAUGGCGGUGUCUACCAUUGCCAGGUGGAGGAGCACGGCUACCACUGGACCGCCGUCACGGUCCGCCUCUCCGUCUGGAGCCCCUCCUCCAGUCGCCUUCUUGCCUCCUUGUCCAGCUCGCCCUAUCAAAGUGGAGGAGCCCAGCCCUGGUAUGACGACGUGAUGGCGCUGAUUCACCCAGGAAACCUCGGCCAGCACUGCAGAGCUCUGGGAUACAGGCCCCCACGCAACCACCGCCGCCAUGAUGUCAUGAUGUCGCCAAUCAAGCCUAAAGGGAAAGGGGAGAGGCACAAGCACGGCGGAGGAAAAGGAGGCGGAGGAGGGGGGGGGAGAGCAGCAGGAAGGAAGAGCAGGAGCAAGCCGCAGCAGAGGGCACCGAGGAGCGUUUAAAUGUGCAAAAGGGCAAAGUGUCAGUGACCUAAACACACACUUUUAUCAUAACAUAUGCUGAUGUACCCGCAUUUACACAAACACAACACUGAGACACUCACAUCCUGUAUGUACAGAGACUAUGACAUGUGCAUGCACCUAUCCACUAUUUCAUUAUGACAGACUUCAAACUAAGCUACAAACACAGCAGAUGUAUGUAAAGUAGGACGUAAACGGAGGAUUUCACAAGAUCUUAUAUAGUAUAAGAUCUGUAUAAAAGCAAAAGUAGAAGAGUUUAGGUCGUGACGCAUGCGGAAUGAAGGAUGAACAGCAUGAGUUUGACAGACUGUGUUGUGACAAGAACGUUUGAGAUGCUUUUCAUUUUGAACCUUUACAGUGAAUGACUUCAGGUUCCCAAAGUACACACACACACACACACACACACACACACACACACACACACACACACACACACACACACACACACACACACACACACACACACACACACACACACACACACAGCACUGGAAAAGAAAUCAGUGAACCUUCCAGGAAUGAUUGCUGCCUUGUAGGACCAUCCUGGUGGUUUUGCAUGUUUUGGCCUUUAAUUACAAAUUACAUAUACGCUGGCAGUUAUUCUCCUAAAGAGAACAGAUGUUUUUAGAUUGUUUCCUACCUUCCGGGCAGACACUGGCUUCCAUUAAGCUCAUCAUGCAGAAAAAGGGAAAAUGCUUAAGCCAUUCAGUCCAUCACAGCACAGAAGAUGGUGCCUGGUUGUCAAAGUUGUAUCACUGCAAGCUGCACUUUUCCAAACCCUCUUUUGUGUUGCGCUUAAGUUUCGCUGCAUCCAGAAUUAAACAGCCGCUGCUGAAAAGCAUUUGACAAGCAGCGCUGUUGUUUGAUAGACAGCUGUCAAGAUGGAACAAAGCAAAACAUACAUUCAAACAAAAUGAGAUGCAUGUGCGUAUUCUCAGCCUAUCAAUCUAAUCUCAUGGGUUUCAGAGGAUAAACUGCAUUGAUUUAUAAUUAAUGGGCUAGAACUGCACCAACUAAUCUCAGUGGGUAUUAAAACUGCAGCAAAUUAGAAUAAAUAACAUUUGAGGUUAUACAUAGCAGCAAAUACCGAUGAGUAAUGUUCAUUUCUAUAUUUAGGGAUGAAGCCCAUCAAGCUGCUUACCUACAGUUCAGUGAGACGUUCCUAGGCUUUCUCAUGUAGGUGGGGUCUGACCACAAGAUGACUGACUGCAACCACAAAGAUGAAAGGCAGAAAAAGCAUGAUGGCGGCUUUGAUGAGGUUGCACAUCUACUUUCCCAGGACCUUGCGCUCCGCGUUGCAACCGCACAGACACAGCACAGGAGGCUUUUCCAUUAUGUUCUCCAGGCAGAGCUGGCACCGAUUUCCUGCCACGCAGAAGAGUUGUGUAGUAUAGGUAUAGGGGAAAAAAGUAAACAUAAUGAAGUUGGGUCUGUUGUCUCCUAUAACAUCACAAAGAGACUCUGUAUGAGUGUUGAGUGUUACUGUAGCCUGGACUUAACAUGACUUAAAUUAGGAAGGAAUCAUCAUAUCAGAUGUAAUGUGUUCUGCAUACAUUCCAUUUCUGGGGAGACGUGGUGUUGCUGCUAUUAGAUGAGGCGCAAUCAAGCCUUCACAGUAAAUCCCCAAAACUUCAGUGACAGUUUAAUGUGUGUUUAAUGUUUGAAAUGAGUUCAGGGUCAUAAUCAGGGUCAGAGCUACCACACGAAUUUGGCUAAACACAGAAAUGUAUAAAUGCUGGCGUUACAGUAAAUGUGUAUUUACAGCAAGUACCAUGUAGAAAAUCUAGAUGCAUAUUCAUAUACUGUAAAAAGACUUUUCCUUAAUGGACAAGACAGCACAUUUAAAAGGACCAAGACUUUAAAGUGACCUGCGAAGAGACUCUGUACACAACAUGCAUGUUUCUCAGACUGUGGCUCAGGAUCCAAACGAAGCCUUCAGCCACUGAUACUGGGUCAUUUAUUCCUGGUCCUGCUGCUCCAGCUGGUGAUGGUGUUUGGCUGAAGCAGGCCCAGCGUGUAAUGAAGCUUGUAUUAUACAAAAAUGGAACCUGAGGAAGAAGAGGACUGGCAUCACACAGACUCUUUGGCCUGUUGGAUUCAAGGGGCUUCAGUGACUUUGCAAAGCAGGACGUACUGGUUUGUUUUUAGUUCAAAUGUUAAGCCAUCAGUUCCAGUGGUAUUUAACUUUGUGCUUGGUAGAACCUGUUUGUGUGAUCUGCAGUGAAAAUUAUCGUUUUGUUAGAUAGUAUUUGUGUCGGAACUAAAGCUGGAUGCUAAUUUAAUGUGCGUUUGUCCAUCUGUCUGUUUCUGUGCCCACUGUCUGCGCAGUAUUCUAUUUAUUUUUUAUUUCUGCCAGCUUUCCAAUUGUCACCAUCUGCUUCUGUUGAUGCACCUUCCCACUCCCACCUGUGGAAAAGUAUUUCUGUAGUUGUUAUUUUAUGAUCAUUACUCAUCCUGCAGGCACUAAGGAAUCUACAAUGAUUUGGCUCAACACUGCUGAAACUAAAAAUUAAUUUUAAAUCUCUUAAAAUGUCUGUUUGUUUGACCGUGUUUCCCUGAAGAUCCGAUAGAAAUCGAAUUCCCCACAGUGAUGGAGCUAUUGUUCACAGAAAUACCCAGUGGUACUGAGUUUGGAUGAAUCCAAGACCAGAAUUCAAGGAGACAAGGAAAAAUGUAACUUUAUUUGCUUUGUUUACUGGAAGACAUUGUAUUUAAAUGCAUGGUUAGUUCCACUGACAGCUCCCCCAUAUUCUCAGAGGCUUAAUGACAUCCCACAGUGAUGAUGCACGCAAGCCCUUCUGUAUGAAAAUAAAUAUAUCCCAUCACGGGUGCUGCAGGGUCCGGGCCCAAACCAGAAGCAGAGAGAGCCUGCAGAAAGUCAACAUGGGCCUGGCUCUUUGGCGUCGUGACCUGGCCACAUAAAAGGUCUGUUUGUGUAAUAUAUAGAUGUGGGAUGCGUGCGUCAGAAACAAACCAAAUGAAAACACAGUUAAAACACACUCAGUCCGGCUACAGGUGUUGACGCAGCAGAUGCAGCCUGUGAGUCACUGUGUAUUACCACCGAAAACGUUGGGUCUAAAAUGUGAACAUUUGAUUCCAUCCAAACAAAACAUGUGCAGGAGACUGAACAACGAGCUUUAGAGCCGCUCCUCAUUCAUCAUUAAGCUGUAUUUACAUCUCCGUGCCAAUAUUCGCUCCAUGUUUUUGUAAACAGAAUAAAACUCUCACUAAUGGAUCUCCUCUCAUGUGGAGACCUUGUUUUGUAAAUAUGUAUAAAAGCCUGCGUACACACAA
This is a messenger RNA of Betta splendens (Siamese fighting fish), 6051 nucleotides long. RefSeq names its product sema domain, immunoglobulin domain (Ig), short basic domain, secreted, (semaphorin) 3H (gene sema3h). Gene Ontology annotation, biological process: motor neuron axon guidance; negative chemotaxis; neural crest cell migration. The coding region runs from base 442 to 2739 and encodes 765 amino acids. The transcript is spliced from 19 exons. Gene Ontology annotation, molecular function: neuropilin binding; semaphorin receptor binding; chemorepellent activity. The record is from RefSeq and is a predicted model, not a curated record. Lineage: Eukaryota; Metazoa; Chordata; Actinopteri; Anabantiformes; Osphronemidae.